Messenger RNA from Naegleria fowleri, 807 nucleotides. RefSeq lists its product as uncharacterized. The record is from RefSeq and is a predicted model, not a curated record. The transcript is spliced from 6 exons. Lineage: Eukaryota; Heterolobosea; Eutetramitea; Acrasida; Naegleriidae. The coding region runs from base 1 to 807 and encodes 268 amino acids.
AUGCCAUUAGUACAUGCUCUUUCUGAAUGGUAUAUGGAAACAUUAGUUGGAAGUGGAGUGGAUGGAUUUUGGAAAGGAGGAGAUAACAUUCCAACUGAACUAGCAGGUAGAUCUCAUCAACAACCGUGUUUCGACUCUUUAUGGUACUGGACAACCAAGUUCGGUUUCUUACCAGACCUCUUAAUUGAUAACCAAGGAAACAUUUUAGUUGUAGAUUCCACUCAAAGGGUACGAAAAAUCAACAAGAGUAAUGGAAUGUACACCACAGUGAACACUUUGAUUGGAACAGGUGGAGUAGGAAAUCUGGAUUCGCCUGCAAAACACUUUUUAACAAGUAACGGAGAUUUGUUCGUCACCCAGAGAGGUUAUAUUUCAAAAUACUCAGCAGGCACAUUUUCCGAUGUAUUAGGUACAGGCUCCAAUUCUAUCACAGCAGCAUAUAUCUCAAUCGAAAAAGAUUUAUUUAACUUGAUUUCAAACGUUGCCUUGGAUGAGAAUGGAAACCUUUAUAUUGCAGAAGGAGGAGCGAACAAGAUUAAGAAGGUAUCCAAAAGCACUGGAAUUAUUUCUUUGGUAGCUAGUGAUAUGUCAUAUUCCGACUGCCCAGAUGGAACGGAUCCCUUGGUUUGUGGCGUCAUGGUACCUCGUGCGGUUGCUUUCUAUAACGGUGAGAUGUACUAUUCCACAGGCGGUAGGCUUAUAAGAAAGAUCUCCAAAGUUGAUGGAAAGGUUUAUACUGUUGUAGGAGGAGGAUCAUCAACGAGUGAUAACAUUCCUGGUACAAUGGCAUCGGGAAGUUAUUUCUAA